AUGCCCUUACAGUGUCGUGGUGUGUUUCUGUUUUUUUUCACCUUGAAACCCAUCUGUCGGGAUUGCGGCGUGAAAAGAGCCAGUUUGCUAACCGUGGAUGGGCGUGAGGUGGCAACAGGUGACCGCGUUUUUAAUCUUGGCGUAUUCGAAGAAUGUGGGGUGGGUGGCCCUUGCCUGAUGGAUGACAAUGAAAGAUUGUCGUUUCGUGCUCAAGUUUCGUGCGUGUGGGACGUGAUUCGUGAGAAACUGGCAGACGCGAAAGAGUUCGAAGUAGAACUGGAGCAUGCCAACGAGAGGGUGGUACGACUGCUUUACGAGGCGCUAGCGUCGGGCGAUGCAGCGAAGGUCGGGGAGAUAGUGGACGAGGAAUUGGAGUGGUGGUUCUAUGGGCCACGGUCGGAGCAACACAUGAUGCGAUUGCUCACUGGUGUUACUUCGUGUGACACCUUCACCUUCAAGUUGACGGGCAUUCGCGGAAUUGGCAACAGGGUUUUCGUAGAAGGUGAAGCACCAUCAGCUCGUGGAAGUAUAUCAGGCCUGAAGAAGCCUGUGUACUGGGUGCACAUAUGGACGCUGAAAGACGGUAAAAUCACGCAGCUGCGAGAGUAUUUCAAUACCGCAAUCCUGGUGACAGACUUGAAACCGACGGCGCCAACUCCACACGAGAUUCAGCACCACCCAUGCGCGUCCCUGUGGCAUAACCGCCUUUGGAAGUCCAAGGAAGGUCGGGAACUGCCUGGACUGAUUUUGGCUAUCUGAGGAUCCUCAAACCAGUGGAAUCCGUGUUUCAGGAAUUCCUUGAGAUGUAGGUCCUUAUGGCAGAUCCGGGUUAGCCGCGCACAGUGUUUGGUCUCUCAUAAAGAGGUUUACAAGGCUUUACAUAGAUAAUCUACAAGCGCAUGAGUCUACGUUGGGGUUUCAGGAACUUAUAGCGGUUAUAAUUUGAUAGAUUAUGGUUAUCGUUUUGAACUUCAUCGGCAUAAAUAACAGAAUGUCCAAGUGGCUGUGUGAUAUAUUUAUUUGCAUGUCAACUUGUGCUUA
Physcomitrium patens is the source of this 1041-nucleotide messenger RNA. The record is from RefSeq and is a predicted model, not a curated record. Lineage: Eukaryota; Viridiplantae; Streptophyta; Bryopsida; Funariales; Funariaceae.